AAAGUUAUAAAUUGCAUAUUGCAAAAAGUGUAGAUAAUUAAUAAAAAGUGCCAAGCAAGCCGUUUAGCAGACCCAAGUGAUGUGCGUUCUUAUUGUAGCAAUGAAAGGCAGUUAAUUGUUGUAUAAAACGUGAUUUAGAUUGCCGUGUGCCCAACGUCGGGUCCGGGGGCAGCAGAUUCCGAAUAAAUAUAACAAAAGAGGCGCCAAUCUGGAAUACCCGAAAAGGCCCAUUCAGUGCAUCAGAGAUAACAAUUCAUGUCGAUAUAAGGAAGCGCACGCAGCAUUUGUCCAUUGAAUAAAGUAGAAUAUGGAGGAGAUAUCCAGUUUAGACUCUUUUGGGCCAGACUCCAAUGCCCGGCCAGAGACAGAAACGCCCCGACCAGAGGAGCAGAGCCCCCGAGGAGAAGCUCCCGGUGAGGAAGAGCAAGCGCCCAUUGUGGCCGAACAGGACACCCCCGCCUCACCGCCUGCGGAAGAUGCUGCUGGAAGUGUCGGACACGUGGCUGUGGAGGUGCCCAAUCCCAAUGAAGACUCCGAAGAGGGUGGUGCAGCCGUCGCUGCCACCGUCGGGUCAGUCGAAAAGGAUGCCGCUGAGCCAGAGGAAGACUUUGAGCAAAUAUCGGAGGGCUCCUUAGACGCUUUCGAUAAUCAGUCGCAGGAGAAAGCAGACAAACCAGCCACUCCCCCCCAGCAAGACACAGCGGCUGAGGGGUCGGUAGAGGCAGACGCGGACGCGGAAACACCGUUGUCAUCCGAGCCAGCAGGCGAUGAUGCUGACCCUGGCGAGGCCGAAGCACUGCUAGAAGCUGAAGCUGGCGAUGAAGAGGAGCAGGAUGGUCGCGAGGAAGCUAGCAUGGCGGAGGCAACCGAUGAAGCCGAUGCACUGAAGCUAACGGAUGCCGCGAGCAUACAAGAGGCGGAUGCAGUCGACGGUGCUCCGGCCUCCAAUGAAGCCAUGGACGUGGAUGAGGGCGAAGCGGCAACAGCUGGAGAUUCGCCUCACACGACAGAGGCACCAGACGAUGUGGAAAUGCGCUCUCCGGGAGAGGACUCUCACCCCCCUGACGAUGCUGACCCACCCGAGGGUCGGGACGAGGUGGACAACAGUUUGGAGGAACAAGAUAACGCUGCCGAUCCGGACGAGGCAGAGGGCGAAGUGCCUGCGGAAGAUGAGGACAAUGCAGACGCCGACGCCGACGCCGACGCGGAACCCGAAGAAGCAGCGGACGAUGCUGGUGAAGCUGAGCAUGGUGAUGAUACCGUAGAAAAUGUGCUGGAACCCGAGGAAUCGGAUGUUUGCCUCAUUCCCGACGACAACGAGACGGAGGUGACCGAAGCGGAGAAGGAAUGGGCACGGGAGAACGCCGAGAAGGCUGCCGAGGAUGAGAUAGCCGCCGAGCAGGCGAGCAGUUCCAAGACGCCAGAGAACGAUGGGACAACAGCCAACGCCGAUUCUGCCGACCCAGAGGAUGGCGAUGCUGCAUCCUCUGCAGAGCCUACAGAAGACGCGACAGCCGUCCCUCCGAAUGAUGCUCAGGCUGAUGCACCAGCUGGAACUCAGCCGACGGCAUCAGAGGGUGCUGAAGAUGAUGUCAACGAUUCGCUGGCCAACGACGAGGAGGCUGCUGCCGAUGCCCCCGACGCAGAUGAGCCGACGGCCGAGGAAGCAGCCAGUGCCACAGAGGGCGAGGCGGGAGCCCCUCCGAAAAUUAUCAUCAGUUGGGUGGUGGGCAGCGUGAAGACGUGUCGGCAGUGUGGUGUCGAGAAGACCUGCGGCUUCCGGUUCAAGCGGCCAGAGGAGCCCAAGGACAAGGACAAGGAUGAAGGGCAGGAAGCACCCGAGGAGCCGGUGGCGCCCGUGAAUGAGUACCUCUGCGACCAGGCCUGCUGCAAUGCUCUGCUGGAAGAGCAGCCGGGCAAAUAUUUCGUUCGGCGCAAGAAAUUCCUGGUCGAGGAGGUCGCCGGGACCGCUGCGGACACCAGUGAAGAGGCAGAAGCAGAAGAGAGCGAAGCGCCGCCAGAGGGAGACGAAUCACAGACGGAGCAGCAGAAACGCGACUGCCUGCAGUGCAAGCAGCAGACAAAGUGCCAGUAUCUAAUCCGGCAGGAUCAGGACACGUACUACAUAUGCAAUGACGACUGCUUCAAUCUGCUCAAUGCCGAGGAACCCGACAAGUACAAGCUGAAGCGGCAUUCGAUUCGGGUGCGCAACAUCGGAGCCACCGCCAUGCAGCCCUCGGCCAAGAGGCCAGAGACCAGUGUCGUGGCCCGCACGAACGUCGAGGCGGAGGCCGCUCGACUGGAUCGCAUCGAGAGCUUCCGGCGGCGCUGUGCCGACUGCGCGACGGAGAUAGACCUGAACGAGCGGCAGCUGAUGUGGGAGACGAUGGACUUCUGCAACGAGGUGUGCCUGCGCAACUACCAGCUGAGCAUCGGCUCCAAGUGCGAGACGUGCAAGCAGGACGUGAGCUCCAUCGCCCUGGGGAAGUACUGCGUGAGGUUCGGGUUCGAGGUGCGGCAGUUCUGCUGCGCCGCCUGCCUGAACACCUUCAAGAAGGGCCUGAAGACGUGCUCGUGCUGCCAAAAGGACAUCAGCAGCGGGCAGGAGGGCUUCCUGGCCCCGGUGGGCGACAAGGAUCAGUUCAAGGACUUUUGCUCGCAGGUCUGCCUGCGGCGCUACGACUGCAUGUGCAACCCGAAGAAAAAGCUGCGCAUGGACAUGUGCGGCGUGUGCAAUAACGAGAAGCCGGUGCGCGUCGAGAUGCUGCUGGACGACAAGGAGCACUACUUCUGCUCGAACCCGUGCUUCUCGGCCUUCAAAUUCGUGAGCAACGUAAACGCCGACCCCUGCGCCAUGUGCUCCAAGUACUUUGAGCGCAAGAGCGCCGAGGCCUACACCAUCUACAACGAGCAGCAGACCCCGAAAGUGUUUUGCUCGCGCAUCUGCAUCAACGUGUACAUUAUCGUGAACCGCCACAUUGUCUCCUGCCAGUGGUGCAAGGUCAAGAAAUAUAAUUUCGAUAUGAUCUACCAGCUGGCCAGCGACCAGGAGACCCUCACCUGCUCCAUCAACUGCCUCACCAUGCACGGCGUCAGCUGCAACAUCUCCGCCCGUGCCGUCACCAAGUGCGACAACUGCAGCCAGUUCAAUACGCCGCAGUACCACCUGACCAUGUCCGAUGCCUCGAUGCGCAACUUCUGUACAUAUCAGUGCGUGAUGCAGUUCCAGAAUCAGUUCUCCCGCACACCCCUCACGCUCGACAGCGACACCCAGCCGAGCAGCAGCAGCAAAUCGCAGCAGUCCUCGCCCUCGUCGUCCGCGUCCUCGGCCCUGCUGCGAGGCGGAAACAAGAACUCCACGGCACCCUUCCCCACGGGUCUGCCCAAGCGCGUUAAAUUGAAGCUAUCGAACGCCAAAAACAAUUCGAUGCCCGCCAACAAGAAAUCCAUCGGAGGCACUGUGGUGCCAGUCAUAGCCAAUGUCACAUCACUGGCCACUGAGAACGACGCGCGCGGUGUUAUGCGGCGCAAGCGUGGUCGCAAGUUGGACUCUCCGCCGCCGCUGACCAUGAUUUCGGGGGGCACCCAAGGGUCAUCCCAAAUAAGCGUAAUGGGCCGUGGGCGUCCGCGCAAGCACGUGGACUAUGGGACGCGCUCGCCGUCGCCGGGAUUGGCCAGCACCUCAACGGGGGGGCUGAUCGCUGGACGACGAAACACGGCCACAGGCAGCAGCGUCGAUUUCUCGGCGCCCAUCACGGAGACGAAGAUUAUAACGGUGCCGCCGUACCCGAAGGCCGUGCGCAAUGUGAACAUCAGCUGCAAACCCAUGAUGGUGUCCACGGGCGAGCAGUGCAAGCCGUCGGUGCGCGAUUGUGCCACGCAGACGGACAAGGACUAUUCGAAUAAGGUGUUGAUUCCAGUGCCAGUGCCGAUAUUUGUGCCACAGCCCAUGUACAUGUACUCGGCACCGUUUCCCGUGCCGGUGCCCAUUCCGCUGCCCAUACCCGUGCCGAUCUUCAUACCCACCACUCGCAACACCGCCCAGGGCAUACUGAAGGAGAUCAAGAAAAUCCAGGACAAGAUGCCCGAAGAUCCGCUCGAGGCGGAGCUGCUCAUGAUGGCCGAAAUGGUGGCCGAGGAGAAGCACGACUCGGACUCCGAUUCCGACAAUGAAAUCAAGCCGGAUCCGGGCCUGGUCAACCUGCAGUACCAGAACAGUCUCGAGUCCGUCAAUCAACAGCAGCAGCAGCAGGUCGUCGAUGUCAGCGGCGCCAGUCACAAUCCCUAUGGCGACGACAUGCUCCAGAUAGCCCUUAAAAUGGCCACGGCCGACUACGACAAUCAUCAUCAGUCGUCAACGGUGGACCUGGAGACGUCGAUGACGGCCAACACGAUCCCCACACCCCCCAUGGGACACGACGCAAUGGGACAAAUGGGUGUCCACCAUUUGGAUCAGCAGCACCAUAUGCUGGAUGCUUCAAGCCGUUCUCCCCGUGGCCGCAAGCGAGGCGGUGGCUCUGUCAUGGACUCACCUAAUCGGAACAGCCGAUCGCCGGUGAAGAGGCCGCGUGGCAACGAAAUGGAUCACUCGGCCCUUCAGUUGCAGUCACAGCAGGCCCAGCAGCCGCAGGAGAAGCCCGAUGCCCAGAUGUUCCUCAAGUACACGUUCGGCGUGAAUGCGUGGAAGCAGUGGGUGAUGACCAAGAAUGCGGAUAUCGAGAAGAGUUCGAUGCGUAGGCGGCCCUUCAAAACGGAACUGCUGCAAAUGACUGCCGACGAGCUGAACUACUCCCUCUGUCUCUUUGUGAAGGAGGUGCGCAAGCCGAAUGGCACGGAAUAUGCGCCCGAUACAAUCUAUUAUCUUGUUUUGGGAAUCCAGCAAUAUUUAUAUGUCAAUGGACGUAUCGACAACAUAUUUUACGAUGCAUAUUAUGAACGAUUCACGGAGUGCCUGGAUGAGGUGGCCCGCAAGUUCUCUGUACUCUACAACGAUUCCCAAUAUAUUGUUACUCGCGUGGAGGAAGAGCAUCUGUGGGAGUGCAAACAAUUGGGUGCCCAUUCACCGCACGUGCUGCUCAGCACACUUAUGUUUUUCAACACAAAGCACUUUAAUCUGACGACCGUAGAGGAGCACAUGCAGUUAUCCUUCUCGCACAUCAUGAAGCACUGGAAGCGCUCAUCGCAGAAUUCGAAAGUUCCUGGAUCACGAAAUGUGCUCUUACGUUUUUAUCCACCGCAGGCGGGCCUGGAUGCUAAUCCCCGGAAGAAGAAGGUAUACGAGCAGCAGGAGAACGAGGAGAAUCCCCUGCGCUGUCCCGUCCGUCUUUACGAAUUUUAUCUAUCUAAAUGUCCGGAGAGCGUAAAGACACGCAACGAUGUAUUCUAUCUACAGCCCGAGCGUUCCUGUGUGCCCGACUCGCCCGUUUGGUACUCGACGCAGGCUCUCGGCCAGGACGCCCUGCAGCGGAUGCUGCAUCGCGUGAAAAUGGUCAAGGAGAUCAACAUAGCGCUAUUGACUACUUAAUGUUUAGUUGGCCAGCAGAUACGACGAAUCAGAUAUAGAUAUCAAUGUGUAUGUGCAAGGAAUAUUGCCCCUCAAACGAGGCCUGAAUCGGAGGAAUACUUUUCAGCUUCGUGCUUAGCACGGGCUUGUUUGCGGGCAACACCAAUUAGAGAUAAACGACGGGAGCGAUAUAGAGAAAGAGGAUGAUGAGUGGCAUAGGCUAGGCCCUUCCCUCCUUGGAAGAUCGAAAGUGCUAUACUAUAAAUUCUGUUUUAAGUUUAAAUUUACUUUUAACUUGAUUCUUUCUUGAUUUAUAUUCAUUUCGGACAGCGUCGAGAGCGGGCGAAUAAGGAUAAGGAGUGGAGUUGUGUAAAUUUUAAACGAUAACCAAGUCCCAUCCUAAUCUCACUUGAAGUACAUAAUACGAGAGUAAUGCACCAACAAUUCACGGACACAAAGACACUGACACGCAACAAUUUCAUUAGUUUUAGGUUCUCUGAAGGCAGAAAGCACACACCACAUUUUUAGUCAUUAAUUAGAUUGUGUUUAGCAUUAAGCAGAGCAGUAAAAAGCAAGGAAGUACAGUACGCAUGGUGCGCAGCCGUUGUAUGAGGAGGGGGAAUAAUAGCUAUCCAGCCGGAUAGCCAGACCCUAGCCCCACCCCUACCCUACCUAGCCCCUAGUAGCACUAGCCCUUCAAUUUUAAGAGUGCAUGUAUGUAUGUACAUAAACAUAAACAUAGACCCACAAACGACUAUAAAUAUGAUACAAAACAGUAACAAUUAGCCGCUUAGCUGUUGUUUGUAAGUGUUUACUUGUAAAAUGCUGUACUCCUUCUCCUUAAUUGCAACAUUCAUAUACGAAAAUACAUACAUACUUUGAAAUGAAA
Molecule: messenger RNA, 6392 nt
Organism: Drosophila persimilis
Lineage: Eukaryota; Metazoa; Arthropoda; Insecta; Diptera; Drosophilidae
Gene: woc
Product: zinc finger MYM-type protein 4
Exons: 12
Coding region: 308-5524 (1738 amino acids)
Molecular function (GO): zinc ion binding
Source: RefSeq, a predicted model, not a curated record